Molecule: messenger RNA, 312 nt
Organism: Eruca vesicaria subsp. sativa (arugula)
Lineage: Eukaryota; Viridiplantae; Streptophyta; Magnoliopsida; Brassicales; Brassicaceae
Source: the annotation of a GenBank genome assembly
AUGAACAAAUCACAGGUUCUUAUAGUGAUAAUUCUAAUGGUUUUGGUCGAGUCAGGCCUGGUCAAAGAGGCUACGGCACACCCAUGUGGUCGAACAUUUUUGUCAGCUUUGAUUGAACUCGUGCCAUGUACACUAUCAGUGGUGCCGUUUAGCACAUUGUCCCCCAACGAGCAAUGUUGCACUGCCAUCAAAACGCUUGGUCAACCUUGUCUAUGCGUUAUUGCCAACGGACCAUCUAUUCCUGGCGUUGACCACACUCUUGCUCUUCAGUUACCUGGAAAAUGUUCUGCCAAUUUUCCUCCGUGUAACUGA